GUCUGUCAUUUCCUUUCGCCCUUCGCUGGUGCAUUCUUUUUUACAUUCUAUCAUUUGCUUCUUUAUAUUAUUUACCGUGGCCGGCCACAUUUCCCCCCUUAUAAUACCGACUCCGUUCAUUUCCUCGUGCCGUUACUUCCUUGGAACAUUAGGCCCAGACCGAGAGGAAGGCAAAGGAGCAAAGAGAAUUAGGAAUUAGCAAAAUAAACGACGACACGGAACGUGACCGUCACAAUGGCCCGUAAAGCGUCCUUCAACCCGAUUGCCUCGCUGGUUCUUCUCCUCUCACUCUCGCUCUUCCAUGUCUCGUUUGCUAGUGCAGCAGCAGUCCGUGUGAGAACUGCUAUUGCUCCACGACAAAGCCCAGCUGAGACGCCUGCGAUCCCUGCUAGCCUACCCGUGUCCUGUGCAGACUACAGUCGAAUCGCCAAUCUGUCAAAUAUUGCGACAAACUCUACGCUCCGUGCUGCAUUUCUACGAUCAUCGUCGCUGGGCACCUUCCCCGCAGCGGCUAUCCUCGACGCCGAAGCCCCAAAGCUAAUGGAUCUCAUGUUCAAUGUGGCACUCAAUCAGGAGUGCGGAAACUCGAGUGCUAUUGCUGUUGUCGAGGCUGGCCGCAACCUCACCGCCGGUACUGUGGCAGGGCUUAAGAUUCGCGAUGCUCCCGGUAUUGCGCCUGACAAUGUCGCUCUGCCGAUUCUUUGCGUUGCCCUAAUCAUCAUUAUGGGGUUGCCAGCAACUGUGCUUUAAUCUGACAAGGGAAUACGGUUUUGCCAAAGACAUCAUCCGCCAAAUACAUCGCACCAUAAGAAGGACGAAGCAGAACUUUAUCGACGGUGGGCUGGUGGGUUGCCAGAACUAGAAAGGAUGGAUAGAAUCGAUCAGGAUAUGGUAUAUACACAGAGAUAAGGCCAUCAUGAGACAUCAAGGGUCGGGCACAAAGUUCCUG
Xylaria bambusicola is the source of this 949-nucleotide messenger RNA. RefSeq lists its product as uncharacterized. Lineage: Eukaryota; Fungi; Ascomycota; Sordariomycetes; Xylariales; Xylariaceae. The record is from RefSeq and is a predicted model, not a curated record. The transcript has a single exon. Bases 235 to 750 code for a protein of 171 amino acids.